UGGUCUCUAGGCAACGGUAGGAGGGACAACAAAGAAAAGAUCCCAAACCAUCAAUCGGUUACAUUCCACAAGACUCAUCUGGAUAUAUUGUGGGAAUAUGCCUCAAGAACGAGAUCCUUUCCCAUUCCCGCGAUAUGAGAACGAUUAUACAUUUAGAGGGAGUGAGGAAACUCAGAAACUACCAUACGACAAGCCGACCCAUAUCGCACAAAAUGACGAACCCUGGGGGAGACUCCACAACACGACAACACAGGCCAGCUCGCGUCGACAAGUCUUUCAUUAUGAUACUACAGCACCAAAGGACAGUCUGGACAUUCAUCUAAAAUCGACAUACGAUCAUCAUCUAGGAUUAUUUCAGAACAAAAAUAAAACCGUGACGCAGAAGGAAACUAUUGCAUUGGAUAAUGGGACACUGAAAAACAAAGAAUCAGAAGAUUCAGUGUGUGAAACUGAAAACAAAGGGAUGAGAGUGUGGAUCGACACCCAGAAGGCGUCUAUAUACAGUAUUAAAGGGUCCAUAGAGUCUCACCAUACAGCCUCUACAAACCGAGGUUAUUCUCGUAAGCAUGAUGGCGGCUUUUACUCAACGUAACGCAAUGCAAAUGGGAUAUAAAGUGAAGAUGAGCACCCAUAUUCCGUCGGUUGUUAAACAAUGGGUAUCAGCAACGCCAUGUACAAGGACUUGAAAAAAGGAAAAUAAAAGAAACGUAGAUA
Messenger RNA from Carassius carassius (crucian carp), 714 nucleotides. Its product is annotated as protein CFAP276-like. The record is from RefSeq and is a predicted model, not a curated record. The transcript has 5 exons. The coding region runs from base 98 to 592 and encodes 164 amino acids. NCBI's taxonomy places the organism in Eukaryota, Metazoa, Chordata, Actinopteri, Cypriniformes, Cyprinidae.